This is a messenger RNA of Hibiscus syriacus, 775 nucleotides long. RefSeq names its product protein LURP-one-related 10-like. The record is from RefSeq and is a predicted model, not a curated record. Lineage: Eukaryota; Viridiplantae; Streptophyta; Magnoliopsida; Malvales; Malvaceae. Bases 36 to 695 code for a protein of 219 amino acids. The transcript is spliced from 3 exons.
AGCAAAACGAAAUUCAACAGCUAUACAAUUCCCCAAUGGCGUAUCCCACUCCCAAUCCAAGUUUCACUUCAAACCAACCAUUAGCCAACCCUGUUUCGAUCAUCGGCCCUCAUUUUUGCACUCCUUACCCUGUCGAUCUCGCAAUCAUCCGGAAAGUGUUGACCAUUACUGACGGAAACUUUGUCGUUACCGACAUCAAUGGCAGCAUCGUUUUCAAAGUCAAAGGAACCUUUCUAUCCAUGCAUGGCCGUCGAGUAUUGCUCGACGGUGCCGGGAAUCCCAUCGUGACACUCAAACAAAAGAUGAGUGCACACGAUAGGUGGCAGGUGUUCAAGGGAGAUAGCACGGAUGCGAGUGAUCUUCUGUUUUCCGCGAAGCGAUCUUCGAUGUUUCAAUUAAAGACGAAGCUAGAUGUGUUCUUGGCAAACAAUACAAAGGAGGAAGUUUGUGAUUUUAAGGUUAAAGGGAGUUGGUUGGAAAGAUCUUGUGUUGUUUAUGCAGGAGAGUCUUCCACCGUUGUAGCCCAGAUGCAUAAGAAACACACAGUUGAAAGCAUAUUGAUAGGGAAGGAUAAGUUCAUGGUGACAGUGUAUCCCAACAUAGAUUAUGCAUUCAUUGUGGCCCUCAUUGUGAUUCUUGAUGGGAUUAAUAAGGAGGGCAGUUCAAGUGGAGGAGGAGUCGGGGGUUUCAAUUAGAAGUCGAAUCUGUUGUUUUACCUUAUUUUGCAUAUACUUAUUAUUAUUAUUUUCUGACUGUCGGAGGUCUUUCACAAAAG